GCGUCCCCUGCAAUGCAACACUUCGCUGCCACAUAGUACAAACGAACGAGCUCGCGAGCAUACACUAAAGCGAAGCCUCGUUUGCACAGUCCUCGGGCAAGCUAGGAACGACUGAGGCGUCGACGAUGGCCUCCGACGCGCUCACAGAGGCCGGCCAGCCCAAGAAGAAGGGCAACGUGAGGUUCGCCUUCGCCUGCGCCAUCCUCGCCUCCAUGACCUCCAUCCUCCUCGGCUACGACAUCGGUGUGAUGAGCGGGGCUUCUCUGUUCAUCAAGAAGGACCUGCAGAUCUCAGACGUGCAGGUGGAGGUCCUGAUGGGCAUCCUGAACGUGUACUCGCUCAUCGGCUCCUUCGCGGCGGGGCGGACGUCCGACUGGAUCGGGCGGCGGUACACCAUCGUCUUCGCCGCCGUCAUCUUCUUCGCGGGCGCCCUCGUCAUGGGCUUCUCCGUCAACUACCUCAUGCUCAUGUUCGGCCGCUUCGUGGCCGGCAUCGGCGUGGGCUACGCGCUCAUGAUCGCGCCCGUGUACACGGCCGAGGUGUCACCGGCCUCCGCCCGUGGCUUCCUCACCUCCUUCCCCGAGGUGUUCAUCAACUUCGGCAUCCUCCUGGGCUACGUCUCCAACUACGCCUUCUCACGCCUCUCGCUCCGCCUCGGCUGGCGAGUCAUGCUCGGCAUCGGGGCCGCCCCGUCCGUGCUGCUGGCGUUCAUGGUGCUCGGCAUGCCGGAGUCGCCCCGGUGGCUCGUCAUGAAGGGCCGCCUGGCCGACGCCAAGGUCGUCCUGGCCAAGACCUCGGACACCCCCGAGGAGGCCGCGGAGCGCCUGGCGGACAUCAAGGACGCCGCGGGGAUCCCCCAGGACCUGGACGGCGACAUCGUGGAGGUGCCCAAGAAAGGGGGCAGCGAGGAGAAGCGGGUGUGGAAGGAGCUCAUCCUGUCCCCGACCUCGGCCAUGCGGCACAUCCUCAUCUCCGGGAUCGGCAUCCACUUCUUCCAGCAGGCGUCGGGCAUCGACGCCGUGGUGCUCUACAGCCCGCGCGUGUUCAAGAGCGCCGGCAUCACCAACGAGAACAGGCUCCUGGGCACCACCUGCGCCGUCGGGGUCACCAAGACGGUCUUCAUCCUGGUGGCCACCUUCCUCCUGGACCGCGUCGGCAGGAGGCCGCUGCUGCUGAGCAGCACGGGCGGCAUGAUCGUGUCGCUCGUGGGCCUCGCCGCGGGGCUCACCGUGGUCAGCCGGCACCCGGACGAGCAGAUCCCGUGGGCCAUCGCGCUCUGCAUCCUCUGCAUCCUGGCCUACGUGGCCUUCUUCUCCAUCGGGCUCGGGCCCAUCACGUGGGUCUACAGCUCCGAGAUCUUCCCGCUGCACGUGCGCGCGCUGGGCUGCUCGCUCGGCGUCGCGGCCAACCGCCUGACCAGUGGGGUCAUCUCCAUGACAUUCAUCUCGCUCUCCAAGGCCAUCACCAUCGGCGGCGCCUUCUUCCUCUUCGCAGGCAUCGCCUCGCUCGCCUGGGUCUUCUUCUUCACCUACCUCCCGGAGACACGCGGGCGCACGCUGGAGGACAUGAGCGCGCUGUUCGGCAACACGGCCACGCACAAGCAGCAGGGGAGCAACGGCGCCGACGACGGCAAGGAGAAGAAGGUGGAAAUGGGCGCCACGAACUGAUCGAUCGAUUAAACCGCAAGUUGCAUGCCAGAUCGCGAGGGGCGAAGACUUGCGCUAGCUGUAGCCUGUAUCUGUCCGUCCCGUUCCGGCUGGCUAGCUCACACUACGCUAUGCCACAUAGACGACGAAGUAACGUGGGAAGAUUCGCUGAUCCGGCCGGUCGGUGCUGCUGGAGAGCGACGGCAAGCUCCAGCUCGAUCGGGACGUUAAAGCCGGCUUCCUAGCUAAAUGUGUUAAGUACUAUGUGAGUUUAAUUUCGCAGGUUGGUUUGUCCGGAUUAUUAGCUAGAGGUUGUGAAGAAUCGGGCAACGCCAUUACGGGCUGAGGCGUCCGCCGGGUUUGUCGUACUAGCUCUGCGUGGGGUGUUUUUAGUGUUUUAGUUGGUGAGAGAAAAACUAAAGGAUUCUCUUCCUGCCUGCCGAGUGAGUCAAGCAAGCCACGGAAAAUGUGUAAGAGAAAACUAUCAGUAUCUAUUGUGAAGACUUGUUUCACAUAUGCAUUGUAGCGGUUGGUUGCCGCAGCAAAUAUUCAAGUUGAUCGACUCGAUCACGGGACCGGAAUCUUGAAAGGAGCGUAAGCAACCAGCUGGUA
Messenger RNA from Brachypodium distachyon (stiff brome), 2258 nucleotides. Its product is annotated as polyol transporter 5. Gene Ontology annotation, cellular component: membrane. The record is from RefSeq and is a predicted model, not a curated record. Gene Ontology annotation, molecular function: carbohydrate transmembrane transporter activity. Lineage: Eukaryota; Viridiplantae; Streptophyta; Magnoliopsida; Poales; Poaceae. The transcript has 2 exons. Gene Ontology annotation, biological process: transmembrane transport. The coding region runs from base 126 to 1667 and encodes 513 amino acids.